GGGGGGAAAAGCUUCAAACAGCGUGGGACAGGGCAGGGGGAACAAAGAGAAAACUGGAAAUGUUUCAGACUGGAAAUCGCGCGGCGCGGAGGGGACACAGCCCGCGCAGCCCCGGGGACACCUCGGCAGCCGCCGGGUCCCGGUGCCGGCACUGCCCGGGCCCCCCCCAGUGCCCGGCCCUGGGCUUUCACAGCUUGGGCUCCUCUUCUGGGGUCGGGCUGCACUGAAACCUGCACACCCCCAAAAUCCAGCACAGGAAAAGACAAAGCGGUGAAAACCCGAAUGGGACCCUCCGGCUGCGCGGUCGGCUGGGCCGGGCCGUGCCGGACAAUCCCCGGUGGCUCUGCGAGGGGACAGUCCCACGGUGGCGCACCCCGGGACAGCCCAAAUCCCCUGUGUGUGAGUGACGGCCUCAUUAACAUCCACGUGACCUUCAUUAACAGAGGCGUGACCGCUCUCAUUGGCGUGCACGUGACCCCUCAUUAGCAUGUCUGACCCCUCAUUAGCAUACCCCCGGCGCUCCGGACGAGCGGUGGGAAGCGCGGCGGGAGCGAUGGGCACAGCACGCGGAAUGCUCCGGGGUCCCCUCAGUCAGGGCAGUGUCCCGGGCCCGCGGCGGUGGCGCUCUGUGGCGCUGUUCCGGGCACAGCCGCUCCCCUCAGCUCUCACCGCCCCUGGGCUCCCUCACAGGCGGGAGCGCAGCGCGCGCGCACCCUCAGCCACCGCCCCGCGCGCGGGGGAGGCGGGGCCGGGCCGGGCUGGGCGGGGCCGUUCCGCAGCAGCGCGCGCGCCCUGCCCCGACCCCGGCCGGCCCCGCCCCGGGGCGCGCGCGCCGCGCCAACUCUCGCGAGAGCCGGGCCUGGCCAAGAUGGCGGCGCUGUGCGAGAGCUUCACGCUGCGCGGGCCGGGCCCCGGCGGCGGCGGCCCCGGGCUGUGUCUGGAGCCGGGCCCGGGCCGCGACCUGGUGCUGCUCACCGAGCGCGGCCGGGCCGCCACGCUCUUCAAGAUUUCGGAUCAGAAGCCCCUGGGCUGUUGGUCGGUCAAACAUGGGCAGAUCCUCACCUGUCCUGUUGUGUGCAACUUUGAAACCCACGAGUACAUCGCAGUUCAUGACGACAAGGUUUUAAGGAUAUGGAAGAAUGAAGACAUUAACUUGGACAAAGCCUUUAAAGCAACACUCUCAGCAGACGUGUGCAGGAUCCACUCCCUGCCCCAGGGCGGGCCCGUGGUGCUGUUCAGGGGAGGCGCUGUCCGGACGCUGGAUGAGCUCCUGGAAGCCCCUCAGCAGGAGAUUGAAAACGUCCUCACAGGGGAGGACAUCAGGUGGAGUGGAGCUUUUAUGGAAGGCCAACAACCUGUCUUAAUUUUCACUACUGAGAAAGACGGGGAUUUUUUUGUCUAUGUACAGAAGCCUCAGCUGAGUAGUCUACACAGAUACAAGCUUGAACCACAGGAAUCAGCCAAGCCACUGUGUUUCACAGCACAUAUAACAAACCAAACUGUCACACUUCUGUGUUUGUACUCCAAUGACUCUGUGUACCAGGUUCUGAUACCUCUGCAGCAAGAUACUGAAGAAGAGGAAGAAGAAGAGGAAAUUUUGUCCAAGUCACUGCUACUAAACCUUUCAGUAUCUGGAGCUGUUCUGAAAGGAACAUCCCUGGUUGUCCUGGACAAAGACCACGUUGCAGUGUUGGGCAGUCUUGCUGCACCUGGGAAACAACCCAUAGAGUGCCUGACCAUCUGGAAUACAAAAUUUCAGACGUUGCAAACCUCAAAGGAGCUGCCCCUGGGAACCAGUGGCCAGUUGUGGUGUUAUGAGGAAAAAUUUUUCCUAAUUCAUGGGAAAGUGCUGACAGUGAUUAUGUACAAGUGUGAAACAUCAUCCUUGGCAGCUGCUGUGGGAAAGCUCAAGGACAGUCAAACCCCUGAGGUGUCCCCAUUUCUGAACUGGAAUACCCUGGAAGAUGAGGAGCUGGUGGUUUCCUUUCAGUCCCAGGAGCCUGUAGCUCUGAAAGCAGAGUCUAGAAUGAAUUUAAGAUCAAGAAGGAAUGCUGCUGCUGGAGAACAGCCAGAGACAGUUGGGGAGCUCUUACUUAAGUUCAAAGGUGCCUCUUCCUACAUAUUGGAAAAUGAAUUGAAAAGAGCGAUGGCAAGAGCACCAACCCCAGAUCUGCAAGCCACCAUUGGCUGUGUGGUCACUGCCCUUACAGAGAGAUGUAAAAAUAAUCCAAAGUACUACCCUCGAAAUUUCCUGCAGCAGAUCAUUGAAACCCAUGAGUUCUCCUACAGUUUAUGUCCAGAUUUAAUGGCUGUUGCUUUGGAGAAGAACGAUAUGCCUCUCUUACAAAUGUGCCUAGAACGGUUCCCAGAUAUUCCUGAAGAAGUUACUUACACCUGCCUGAAAGCAUUUUUAAGCUUGAGUGAAGCCCAGCUCCAGAGUUUAGAUGUAAAUCUGGACUCUGCGAUCUGUUACAUUGACGUUGAAUUGGACGAUCAGGAAGUGAAGACUGAAAUUGUGGAAAAUGGCUUCAGUGCAGAGAUGGAGCAGGACAUGUGUGACACCAAAGUCCCCAAGGGAGGGCAUUUCUGGAGCGCUGGUGAAACCUGCCCUGUGGGGCUGCAGAAGGCAGCACUGCUAAAUGCUGUUCUGCAUUCAGCUUACACUGAAACAUUUCUUUUGCCUCACCUGAAAAACCUUCCAGCUCAACAAGCUGUUCUGUUUCUCAGGUAUUUAUAUUACCUGUAUGUGAAAUGCAGUGAAAAAGUUAACACCACUCUCCCUGGAGUACGCUCUCCCACAAUAAAUCAGAUCAUGGAUUGGAUGUGCCUGCUGCUUGAUGCUCAAUUCACGGUCAUGGUGAUGCUGCCAGAAGCAAAGGAGUUGCUUUCAAACCUGCAUAAGUUUGUGAGAGCCCAAGUGCGGUUCUACUCAGAACUCAACAAGAUUGAAGGAAGUUUGCAGGAAUUACAAAGACUGAACCACCUGAGAGAAUCUCAGACCUAUUCCAUUGAAGUGCUGGAAAUCAUUUGAAUUUGAAAUUCAUUAACACAUUUAUUUUGUAUUGAUUCCUUUUAUGACAAGGAUGUAUUAGCACUCCAUAUUGGGGCUGUCAAAUGUUGUUUUCUACAUAGGAGGAGCCUGGUUACUCUGUAGCUACAUGGGAGAGUUGUAAGUUUGAACCUUGUGUAUUAAAAUCUCUCUUUUUGACUGGA
Prinia subflava (tawny-flanked prinia) is the source of this 3213-nucleotide messenger RNA. RefSeq names its product nucleolar protein 11 (gene NOL11). The transcript is spliced from 18 exons. Lineage: Eukaryota; Metazoa; Chordata; Aves; Passeriformes; Cisticolidae. Gene Ontology annotation, cellular component: nucleus; nucleolus. Gene Ontology annotation, biological process: maturation of SSU-rRNA. The coding region runs from base 488 to 3031 and encodes 847 amino acids. Gene Ontology annotation, molecular function: RNA binding. The record is from RefSeq and is a predicted model, not a curated record.